This is a messenger RNA of Hyla sarda, 4341 nucleotides long. RefSeq names its product protein Wnt-7a. The record is from RefSeq and is a predicted model, not a curated record. The transcript has 4 exons. Lineage: Eukaryota; Metazoa; Chordata; Amphibia; Anura; Hylidae. Gene Ontology annotation, cellular component: extracellular region. Bases 765 to 1814 code for a protein of 349 amino acids. Gene Ontology annotation, molecular function: frizzled binding; cytokine activity. Gene Ontology annotation, biological process: canonical Wnt signaling pathway; positive regulation of JNK cascade; multicellular organism development.
GGGCGGUUGUAUGAGUGGUAAACAGAUAUAACCAACCCCCCCUGCAGCAUUGUCCAUACUACAGUAGAGGAACACCAAUAUCUACACACACCCAGCUGCAUCCCUCCCUGACAGCACUGGCUGAGAUUCACAACACCAGUGGAAUGUGCACAAUGAAACAGGAUCCCAGUGUCCUCCUAGCUCCAGGUAUUCCUCAGGCGCAGUCUACCUGUUGACUAUCACAUGAAGAGAACCCAGGCUGAGGAAGCACCAUGCUUGUUGCCCUUGCACAGGGACACGGCUGCUGCAGAUCUUCAGGCAACAGGUGAAUGUUCAGAGUUAUCUUCAUCUUCUGCUUUUUUUUUUUUUUUUUAAUUUUCUUAAAGUUUGUCUUUUUUUUUUUUUUUUAACCCCAACACUUCAAAUCCACACCCCAGAGAGUGAGAAGACAUGUACUGGCUGAUGGUGCAGCAUUAUCACUAGUGGGUGUAUUGCACACUCCCAUCACUACAUACUCCAAGUGUGACCUGCAUACAAAUCCCCAGGACCCCCUGAGCAGAGGAGGCAGAGGAGAGGGGGGUGGGCAGCACUCACUGACUGAUCCUGGCUCAGCUUCUCUUGGGAUUUACAAACACUAAAACUGCCUGAUCACAUCACUAAAGUGGGUUUGGUUUGCUGUGCGGUGUCUUUGAUACUUUGACCUGGAGCUCCCCUGUCUGGUCUAGGAGAUCCCCCCAAUCUGUCAGCGCUGAUCACUAAGUGAAGCCCCCCCAUAACCAAGGAAUAUGAACAAGAAGACGAGACGCUGGAUCUUUCAUAUCUUUCUCAGUCUGGGGAUUGUCUACAUUAAGAUAGGAGGCUUCUCUUCUGUGGUGGCACUGGGGGCCAGCGUGAUUUGCAGUAAGAUUCCAGGCCUGGCACCCAGACAGAGGACUAUCUGUCUCAACAGACCUGAUGCUAUCAUUGUGAUCGGAGAAGGAGCACAGAUGGGGAUCAAUGAGUGUCAGUUUCAGUUCAGACAUGGACGGUGGAACUGUUCUGCCCUGGGAGAAAGGACAGUGUUUGGGAAAGAGCUGAAAGUGGGCAGCAGGGAGGCAGCAUUCACAUAUGCCAUCAUUGCGGCUGGCGUGGCCCAUGCCAUCACAUCUGCUUGUACUCAAGGAAACAUGAGUGACUGUGGGUGUGAUAAGGAAAAACAAGGACAAUUCCACAGAGAAGAAGGCUGGAAAUGGGGAGGCUGUUCUGCUGACAUCCGUUAUGGAUUAGUGUUUUCCAAGGAUUUUGUGGACUCCAGAGAGAUCAAGCAGAAUGCGCGGACUCUCAUGAAUUUGCACAAUAAUGAGGCCGGACGUAAGGUCUUAGAGGAGAACAUGAAACUGGAGUGCAAGUGCCAUGGAGUAUCAGGAUCUUGUACGACAAAAACAUGCUGGACCACACUGCCAAAGUUUCGUGAAGUAGGAUUUCUCCUGAAGGACAAAUACAGUGAAGCUGUUCAAGUUGAACCGGUUCGAGCCAGCAGAAAUAAACGACCGAUGUUCCUCAAAAUCAAGAAGCCGCUGUCCUUUCGCAAGCCAAUGGACACAGACUUGGUGUACAUAGAAAAGUCUCCAAAUUAUUGUGAUGAAGACCCGGUGUCAGGCAGUGUGGGCACGCAGGGUCGACUGUGCAACAAGACAGCCCAACACACAAAUGGCUGUGACUUAAUGUGCUGUGGAAGAGGGUACAAUACCCACCAGUACUCUCGUGUGUGGCAGUGUAACUGUAAGUUCCACUGGUGCUGCUAUGUGAAAUGCAACACAUGCAGCGAAAGAACAGAAGUGUUCACAUGUAAAUGAGAGCAUUACCUGGAUGAGGACAUGUUUUAGCCUUGGGAACUAAUAUCGUACAUUUGCACAUGAUCUCCAGCCUCAUACUGCAGGACUGUGGCCUAGAGUCCCGUCGUCUUGUAGGAAGCAAAGUGAUUGGACCACUGUUGUCUUUUGUUUGGGUAUUUUUGAGCCCACUCAUACAAUGACAACCUAAUAUGUCUGAAUUCUUCAUGUCUACAGCUAUAAAGAGAAUGAGGGGGUUAGAUCAUUUUUAAGGUACUCUCCAUACAUUGGAGGUCUUCUCCUUAACACAGUCAAAGGUCCAAGCCAUCAAGGAACAUAGCAUCAAGGAAGUAGUCGGAGCCUUACACUGUUAUUUUUUCCCUCUUAUUUUCCCGAAUAGACAAAAAUGUGCUAAAGAAUCAAGCCGCUGGUGGUUCACACCUAAAAAUAAUACACUGUGUAUUGUAAACUACAUGACUGGAAUCGGAGGGAUAUUAUAAAAACAGCCGCCAUAUUAACAAAGUUAAAUGGAUAGGUUAACAGUGAAUUGUGUGACUUCCCGCUUAGAGUGUGGAUUAUGCAGAUUAAGGUUAUUUAUGCUCCUAAUUUUGUCGCCAUCAUUUUUUUAAAUUUCCUUUUUUUUUACAUUUCUCCCUCUCCAUGACUGAUUUUUUUUUCUUGUUAAUAAGGUGCUGUUAUAUAUAUAUAUAUAUAUAUAUAUAUAUAUAUAUAUAUAUAUACAUAUAAAUAUAUUAUAAUUUUUAUUUUUGUUGGCACAGGGACUUUACAUAUUAGUGAUGUUAUUUAACAAUAUAUUGUAGAGUAAACUAAUAUUAAUUUAUUUAACAUAUAAAAGAAAACAAAAAACAAAAACGACUGCCAUUUGGAACUGUCUUAUACCGAACAAAAAAAACAAAAAAAAUCUUUUAAUUAUUUAGAAAAUGAGAUUUAUGUAUUGGGAAAAAAAACUGGAGGUGUAAAUAAUAUAUUACUCAGAUCCCAUUUAUAGCUGCCUACAAGGGAUAGUCUUGUUUGUUUUUCUGUUUUAUGGAAAAAGCAGACAUUUUUUUCUUACUUUUGUGCUGUUUGCUGCUAGCUGUCUGGAAUAAUCACUAUCAAUAUUUAAGUGUCUGAUUAUGUUAUUUUUAUUUUAUUUUUUUUUGUUCUAAAUGAAUAAAUUUGGAUUUCAUUUGUUGGAAUGAAUGUUCCAGUCAAACAUUGAAAUCUUACGGAAAUGGACCAUACGGAAAAAAAAGAGUAUAUUUUGUAAGAGACUAUUUUUAUAUGAAUAUUUUAUUUAUAUUAUGCCUGCCUGUAUCAUUCUAUAAUCUUCAGGUUUUUUUUUUUCAUCAGAAAGUAUCUUACUUGUGGGAUUAAGCAAAUACAUACCGAUUUAGUCUGCUAACAUUGAGUUUAGUAUAAAUUUGAUUUCUUUUUAUUCAAUCGGGUAUCAAUGAUAAAAAAAAAAAAAUUAAAGUUAAUUAAAAAAUAAUAAUAAAAAUAAAAUCAAUCUGGUUAGGACAAUACUCGUUAAUAGAUGUUAUGUGUUUUCUGAUGAACAAUUUGCAGAAUACACAUAAGCGAUGGAGGUUGUGGAGCCUACGAUGUGUCACGUGGCUUAAAUAUGUGAUUAGUAUUAAAUAUUUGCUAGCUUAUCCCAUUCGGAAGAGGGGGAAAAAAAGAAAAAUCUGAUUUUGCUUCCCACAUGCAUCAGUCAUUAAGAUCUACGGUUAUUAUUAGCAAAUGUGCUGUGUAUGCUGCCUAUUAAAUCUCUAUAUUGUGUUACUGUCAAAUUAGAUUUUAUCACUGACAGACUGUAGACUAUGACUGUACAAACUAGCUUCACAUACACAGCCUGAUUCUCACAGAUAACACACAAAGCUUACUUUUUUUUUCCGAUUGCUCUGAGCGUUCGCCUGCUUUGCUCCUCAAAUGUUGUGGGAUGCUAAAUGUUAACAGUAUAAUAAAACUUAAAAAAAAAAAAAAAGUAAAAAAAAAUAUUUAAGUAAAAAUGUCCCAUACGCUGUUAACAAUUGGCGUUGUGUUCCUUUUAGUCCUUAUGUACUUUUAUGUUUGAUUUUUGUAAACAGUGUUAGACCAAUGUACAUCGAUGUAUAAGAUAUCAGGAUAGGUUUUUAGGUGAGAUUAAUUUAUUGUCAGACUACUGAACUGAUAAAAGAUGAAAAAUAUUUUUAUAAAAUAAUUUUCUGGUUUUAUUAACUACUGAUAUAUAAUGCACAAUGCUGUAGGUCUGGUAAGAGGGUAACUUUUUCUUUAAAGUUUUUUUCCUGUGAACAAAAUGGCUUUCCUAUUGUUCACUGAAUUCAGAGUUUUACGACUGGAAAUUGCAUCUCUUUUUAUUGACACAGUGCAGAAUUGUGUCUUUUGGAUAUGAAAUGGUCACAACUCUAAUUUUGCAGUAUGUUUUCAUCUUUAAGCAUUCAGCUAAGAUGGCUUAUUCCAGAAUUUUUUUUUUCCAUUGCUCAGUAAUAUGCAGUGUGAACUCUACAUCAGCUCAUCAAUCCAUUUUAGUCGCAAUAAAAUCAUGGAU